CAAAUCGUUCCUUAGUUCUUGCUGCAUUCAACCGCAAUGAUUUGUAGUUUCAAGGUCGAGGCAAGUUUCUGAUUGGUUGGCACUGCGCAUCCACCGGAUUGCUUCGCCUUGUAUCUUUACACCGUGGUCCAAAGCGUCCAAAGCGAACGCAGCCAUAACCCAACCUAACUUAACCCUGGUCGGAGCAUUGUCUUUUAAAUCAACGAUACUAACAAAUUGUAGAAAACGUGGCUAUAAUAGCAGAAGAAUAACUCGUCGUAAUGGACCAGUCAAUCGAAAAGAUUGUCAAAUGCUCAUUACUCCAUGCGUGAGCCAACGAUAAGAAAUUAUUUGUAAACGAAAGCGCGAUUAACUUAGAUUUGCACGAAAUUGCAACUUAUGUUGUUUGUAUCGAGACGAAAAGUUUUCUAAGGAUGGCAUCCGAGGACGUCAAUUCUCUUGCAGCGUCAGCUUCUUCGGAAGAGACUGGACAGCCUGUUAGCAGUACCUCGCAGGAAAGCAACAACAAGGAUACAAGCUCGGUUAAACCACAGACUCAGGCGAGCAAUCUCCAACGGAUACACCAACGCAAGCAGCAGACGCUCAACUGGCCACAGGAAAAGAAAUUGUUAAAACUCGCCAACUACAGUGCUUGCCAAGCGGAGGAGUGCAAAUGUAUAAACUGGAAAAACGCACAGCCACCUAUAAGGUCGCCGAAGGGCGAGAUACAGCAACCUGUUAUCACCUUUUCCGAUCCGUGCAAGACGUGUACUCAUUCUCUAGAAAAUCAUGUCAAGCACUUACCGGCUCAAUUUGUCGAGCUCAACAAAUUAUUGGGAAUGGCUGUCGACGCGGACAACAUUUUAACGUGUACACACAGAGAAGCGGAUCCCGAUACUAAGAAGGUUUAUUUUUACUUGUACAAGUUGCUGAGGAAUUGUAUUUUAACUAUGACAAAGCCAACCCUAGAAGGCAGCCCGUUCGGAAAGCCACCAUUCGAAAGACCUAUCAUAGCGAGAGCAGUGAUGAAUUUUGUUUUAUUUAAAUUUAGCCACUUGCCGCCAAAAGAUUGGCUAGCUAUGUACGACAUGGCAAAGAUGUUAUUGCAUUGCUUGAACUAUUGGAAUUUCGAAGCGCCCAGUGCCAGACAAGUAACAGUCAGUCCGGAAGAAGCCGCUGCUUACAAAGUCAACUACACCCGCUGGCUAGUCUUCUGCCAUGUGCCUGCAUUCUGUAACUCUUUACCACAUCACGACACUCCUUUAGUAUUCGGGAAGACUCUCCUGCAAGCAGUAUUCAGACCACUUUGUAGAGAACUAGUGAAUAAGUGUCACAUUGAAAGAGAUAAAUUAACGCCGGAGAAGAAAGUUAUAGUUCUAACACACUUUCCCAAGUUUCUUUCGAUGCUGGAAGCUGAGAUUUAUUCCGACAGUUCGCCCAUGUGGGAUCCUGAAUUUAAACAAGUACCGCCGGCUCAUCUGCAAGCUGUCCUGGAAUCGAAGGCGCAGCAAGCAAGAAAGACUGGCGAAUUUGAGAAAGUCACCGUCCCACCGAACGAAAAAGAUACUUAUACCACGAUAAAUAUUAGUCCCGGGAUAAGGAGGCUUCCCGAGAAGCGUUCUUUCGAAGGACGACCGGAUGCAAAGAAACGCAAGUGCGAAGAGGCUUUUGAGGAUUUGCCAGACAAAACUAUCGCUGAAAUUGUCGCGACUAUUAAUGACCCCAAGAACAUGUGUGGCCCAGACGCGGUAUUUCCUCCGGAUCUUCCACGAGACGAAACUGCGAAAAUUGAAGAGCGCAGGAAGAUCAUAGAGUUCCAUGUUAUCGGAAAUAGUCUGACGCAACCUGUGUCUAAGCAAACAAUGCUUUGGCUAAUAGGAUUACACAAUGUAUUUAGCCAUCAAUUAAUCAGAAUGCCCAGAGAAUAUAUAUCUCAAUUCGUCUUUGAUCCGAAGCAUAAAACGUUGGCCCUGAUAAAAGACGAUCGUCCAAUCGGCGGUAUUUGUUUCCGCACCUUUCCUGCUCAGGGUUUCACUGAGAUAGUGUUUUGCGCUGUUACGAGUCAAGAGCAAGUGAAGGGCUACGGAACGCAUUUAAUGAACAUACUGAAAGAUUAUCACAUUAGAAACAACAUACUGCAUUUUCUCACGUUCGCGGAUGAGUAUGCCAUCGGAUACUUUAAAAAACAAGGAUUUGGUAAAGACAUCAAGCUGCCCAAGACAAUUUAUCAAGGAUACAUCAAGGAUUACGAAGGAGCGACACUGAUGCACUGUGAUUUGAAUCCUAAAAUAGUGUACACCGCAUUUACAGCGGUACUAAGGAAACAAAAAGAAAUCAUCAAGGAAUUAAUUGCUCAGAAGCAGCAGGAAAUACAAAAAGUUCAUCCGGGUUUAACGUGCUUCAAAGACGGCGUAAGAAGUAUUCCUAUCGAAUCCAUUCCGGGAAUUCGCGAAACCGGCUGGAAGAAUUUCGCUCAGACGAGAACGAGAGGUGUGGCUAAAGGAACGCAAGGUUCAGAACUUGUAGACUGCAUGGACAUGUCCGAGUCUCUUUCUAACGCUUUGAGCAAUGUUUUGAAUAGCGUCAAGAGCCAUUCCACAGCUUGGCCAUUUCUGGAGCCUGUGAAGAAAGAUGAGGUUCCAGAUUACUAUGAUCAUAUAAAAUAUCCAAUGGAUCUCAAGACUAUGGAAGACCGUUUGAAAUCUAAAUAUUAUGUAACUAGAAGAUUAUUUAUUGCAGAUAUGACACGAAUUUUCACAAACUGUAGACUGUACAAUAGUCUCGAUACCGAUUACUGUCAUUGCGCGAAUGUUCUGGAGAAAUAUUUUCAGACGCGUAUGAAAGAGAUUGGUCUAUGGGACAAGUAGACUUUUCAAGUGUCUUGUGAUAUAAUAUACAAAGUAUCAAAACAA
Messenger RNA from Vollenhovia emeryi, 2891 nucleotides. Its product is annotated as histone acetyltransferase KAT2A-like. The record is from RefSeq and is a predicted model, not a curated record. The coding region runs from base 414 to 2846 and encodes 810 amino acids. Gene Ontology annotation, molecular function: histone H3 acetyltransferase activity; protein binding. Gene Ontology annotation, cellular component: histone acetyltransferase complex; nucleus. Lineage: Eukaryota; Metazoa; Arthropoda; Insecta; Hymenoptera; Formicidae. Gene Ontology annotation, biological process: positive regulation of transcription by RNA polymerase II; chromatin remodeling. The transcript has 5 exons.